AUGAUGGACUUCCAAGUCACUGUCGCACCACCUUCAAAGCCACGUGAGAAUCCAUUCGGCUCCAUCUUCCGUUCGAAGAGACAGGCCGGUCUUCCUUCUUACUGCCAGUGCACGACUCCAACGGUCAACUGCCCACCUGGACCACCUGGACCUCCUGGACGACCUGGAGCACCUGGACAGCCCGGAUCACCUGGCCAACCUGGUAACGACGCCACCACUACUUACGCUCCAAUCAAU
Molecule: messenger RNA, 237 nt
Organism: Cooperia oncophora
Lineage: Eukaryota; Metazoa; Nematoda; Chromadorea; Rhabditida; Trichostrongylidae
Source: the annotation of a GenBank genome assembly